CCCAAUAUAUGAGUGCAUGUGUACAAUAUCUUCUCACGUUUACAAGAGGGCUGCUUUGAUUUUUUGCCUGGGCUGCUUUUAAAACGAGUCUGGCCCUGUCGUACACAUAGAAUAGAAAUGUCACAAUAUAAGGUAAUUAAUACACAUAAUUACUACAUGACAUGAGUAGGGUUGCCAUCAGGCAAUUCUGCCCGGUUUUCAUAAUUUGGAUAAGCAGACAGGUGCCAACCAUAACCAUGAGGCUGGUUCAAUAAUUUUAAUAUAUAAAAUAUGGUAUUUCUAGUCAUAUUAAAUUGUAGGUGGGUCCAACACUGUCUACAUGGGCAAUACUACUUGGCCUGGCUCUGGGGUCGCUAGAUUUCAGCGCUGCUAUUGGCCAUUUUCAGAUGAUUUAUCCAUACAAAAUAUAUGGGCUGAAUUGGUUCCAUUUAGGUGAAUGAACACAGCAGAGGUGCAUUCUGGUACUUUGUUACCAACUGAAAUAUUCCAGCACACAACCCCCCGUGCCACAGACAAAUUAAAUCCAUAUUUUGCCGGGUUCUUAGCAAGUUAUUUGAAUAUUAGAAAAUCCAAGCAGCACUAGGACCAUGAAGCUUCUGUCUCCUUGGGGGGAGGAGCCAGAGCAGCAUUUUCUGGCAGUUACACACACAGAACAGGCAGCGAGUUCAGCUUUGUGUGCUAUAAACUGCCACAUGUGAAUGGCAGUGCUCCUGGCAGAGACUCUAGCCACUGGCCCCGGGAUGAAUUGGCCCCAAACUGACUGGUGACAAGAACACUAGGAGCCUGGGAAGCUGAUGUGAGGAUUGGGGGAAGAAUCUGUGGAAAAGGAAGUCCCAGGGAAUCGGGAAGUGAGAGAAGAGGUAGAGAAGUCCCAGAAGCCAAUGAUUGUGAUUCUUUGGAUAAAGACAAGAGACCAUUAGACUGUGCAACUUCUCCAACACCAGCAAAUCCUCACAUUGGAAAGAAACAUCUGUAUCAGACUCAGAAAAAGCUUUAGUACAAUGAGCAUUCCAAAAUCCCAGAAGAAAUGUCCAUCUGUAAGAAAACAAUUCAAAUGCUCAGAAUGUGGGAAAACAUUUGCAGAUAAAACUCACCUUCUUAUUCAUAUGAGAAAUCACACAGGAGAGAAACCAUACAAGUGCACAGAAUGUGGGAAAAGUUUCAGGGUAAGCUGUUCCCUUAGAAAACACCAGCGAAUUCACACAGGAGAGAAACCAUUUGAGUGCACAGAAUGUGGGAAAAGUUUCAGGGCAAGUAGUAACCUUAAAAACCACCAGAGAAUUCACACAGGGGAGAAACCGUACCAAUGUGAAGAAUGUGGUAAAAAAUUUACAACAAAAACCCACCUUCAUUUUCACUUUAGACUUCACACAGCGGAGAAACCAUUUACAUGCACAGAAUGUGGGAAAAGUUUCAGGCUAAAUGAAUACCUUAAAGAACACCAGAGAAUUCACACAGGAGAGAAACCUUUCACAUGCACAGAAUGUGGGAAAGGACUUUCAAGUGAAUACCACCUUCAUGCUCAUCUGAGAACUCACACAGGAGAGAAACCAUUCAUGUGCACAGAAUGUGGGAAAAGUUUCAGCCAAAAUUCAGUCCUUAAAAAACACCAAAGAAUUCACACAGAGGAGAAACCUUUUGCAUGCACAGAAUGUGGGGAAAAAUUUAGGAAAAAAAGCUACCUUGAUGCUCACCUUAGAAUUCACACAAGAGAGAAACUAUUUUCUUGUGCAGAAUGUGGUAAAUGUUUCCUUUCAAAGCGGAAUCUUACCAGACAUUACACAAUUCACACAAGGGAGAAAUCUUUCACUUGUAAAGACUGCGGCAAAAGCUUCUCUACAAAGGACAGACUUUCUUCUCACAUAAGUGUCCAUGUAGGAGAGAAACCUUUUACAUGUACAGAGUCUGGAGAACAUUUCUCUCAUAAGAAAAAUCUUGAACAAAACACACAACUUCACACAGAAGAAAAAACAUUUACAUGUACAGUAUGUGGGAACAUCUUUUCUAAUAAGAGAAAUCGUCUCUACCCCCACACAACUCAUACUGGGGAGAAACCUUUCAUAUGCAGAGAAUGUAAGAAUAUGUCUCACUCCGUUCUUCUCUCAUGCACAGAAUGUGGCAAACAGUUCUCUAAAAAGAAAUACCUUAACAGACACCAGAGAAUUCACAUAAAAAAUGAAACUUUCCCAUGCACAGAAUGUGGCAAAUGUUUCUCUACAAAGAUGUACCUUCGCAAACACCAGAAACGACACACUCGGGGGAGUAACUACACACAUGCAAAAAUUGCGAGGGACAUUUUACAACAAAAACUGACCUUAAAAAACAACUGAGCCUUCA
Messenger RNA from Xenopus laevis (African clawed frog), 2337 nucleotides. RefSeq names its product gastrula zinc finger protein XlCGF26.1-like. Bases 1002 to 2330 code for a protein of 442 amino acids. NCBI's taxonomy places the organism in Eukaryota, Metazoa, Chordata, Amphibia, Anura, Pipidae. The transcript has 2 exons. The record is from RefSeq and is a predicted model, not a curated record.